AUGUCCGAUAUUCAAAACCUUCAAUCCUACGAUCCUUUUGCCGAUCUUGGCGACUCAGGCGACACUGUUGGAGAGCAGCAGGGUUAUAUCCAUAUUCGUAUCCAGCAGCGUAACGGACGCAAGACCUUGACCACCAUCCAGGGAUUGCCCAAGAACUUUGACCAGAAGCGCAUGCUCAAGAUCUUCAAGAAGGACUUCGCUUGCAACGGAACCCUUGUGGAGGAUGAGGAGUUGGGAUCUGUCAUUCAGCUCCAAGGCGAUCAGCGUACUAAAGUCUCGACUCUCUUGACCACCGAGGGUGGUAUCGACAAGAAGCAGAUUAAGAUCCACGGUUUCUAA
This is a messenger RNA of Linnemannia hyalina, 339 nucleotides long. The record is from the annotation of a GenBank genome assembly. Lineage: Eukaryota; Fungi; Mortierellomycota; Mortierellomycetes; Mortierellales; Mortierellaceae.